Messenger RNA from Chrysoperla carnea, 2206 nucleotides. RefSeq names its product E3 ubiquitin-protein ligase RFWD3-like. NCBI's taxonomy places the organism in Eukaryota, Metazoa, Arthropoda, Insecta, Neuroptera, Chrysopidae. The transcript has 2 exons. Gene Ontology annotation, molecular function: protein binding; ubiquitin protein ligase activity. Gene Ontology annotation, cellular component: nucleus. Gene Ontology annotation, biological process: protein ubiquitination; interstrand cross-link repair. The record is from RefSeq and is a predicted model, not a curated record. Bases 137 to 2092 code for a protein of 651 amino acids.
UACAAAUUUUUGACAAAAGUAAAAAAUUGUCGAAUUUUGUCAAAAAUAGAAACUAUCGAAUGCAGUUCACAAAAAGUGAUUUGAUAAAACGAAUAUUGAUAAUGGUAGCGAACUUCAAAAUAUUUCUUCGGACCUAAUGGAUAGUUUUACUUUUAGUUUAGGUCUGUUUUUUUCAAGCAUUCAUUUACUUAAUUUAAGUACAUUGGAGAGUUCAACAGAUGAUAGUAGUAGCCAAACGGAGGGCGACACACCUUACGAAGAAGACUCGAAUGAAGAAGAAAUCGAAGUUUCUGAUACUGAAGAUAUGUCCGAAUCAAGUAACUCGGAGAUAAGUGAUUCUGCUUCAAAUUUCUCGUAUGAAUCAGAUUUUCGACCAGAGACUUUACCAGAUACUUUAGAAUCCUCGGAUCCAUCAAACACUGAAUACGAGGAUUCAGAAUCAUAUCCAAGCUCCGUAGAAACUCUUGUAAAUAAUCAAUCAGAACCUGAAUCAGACAUACAUAAUUCUGAAACUGUAGAACCAUCAAUUGAAGAAGAAAAUAACGAUGCUCAACAAGAAGAAGUUAUGGAGGAUGGUGCUCCAAAUUCACCUCAACCGGAAGGUGAAGAAAAUGUUUCAUUUCGAUUAAAACGUAAAAGAAUAAUAGGAUCGGAAUCACCAGAAAGUAAACGAGUGAAAUCUGAUAGUGAUAGAGAUGAAGAUGAAGGUCGAACUUGCCCAAUAUGUUUUGAUUAUUGGACAAAUUCUGGAAAGCAUCGUCUUUGUGCGCUAAAAUGUGGUCAUCUUUUUGGGAAAAAUUGUGUUGUACGCUGGUUACAAAGUCAAAAUCGUAAAUCUUGUCCUACUUGUAAAACAAAAGCUACAAUGAAUGAUAUUCGUCAUAUUUUUGCUAAGACAAUUAUAGCAACGGAUACCGUUUCAAUAGAUAAUUUAAAAACGGAAUUAGAAUCUGUGAAAAGUGAACGGAAUCGAUUAAAUCAAGAUGUAUCCCGUUUAAAUACCAUUAAUAGAAAUCAACAAAUAACAAUUCAACAACAAGCAACAAGAAUCUACGAUUUAGAAAAUAAAUGUACUAAUAUUGAUAAAAAAGAUGAACAAAAUGAUAAACUUGUAAGAAUUACAUUUGAUAAAGCGAUUGAGCUAUCAAAAGAUAAUGCUUGUCGUGUAAUGGCACAUAAUUAUGAUAAUUUACUUGUUGUUACGUUAAAAUCUCCAAAUCCAUUAUUCUCCGGUUUUGGUAUACGCAAAGUAGAGACUAGCGAUUAUAGUAUCAAACAAUUUGUACCUUUACAUUCGAAAUUAAUACGAGAUCUAGCAUUUCAUCCACAAACUGGCGAAUGGCUUUUAAGUGUUUCGUUAGAUAAAUCUGCAAAAUUAACGAAUGUUGCAACAAAUGUUAUUAUAAAUACAUUUCAAACUGAUAUGCCCUUGUGGUCAUGUUGUUGGGAUGCAAACGAUCCAAAUUUGUUUUAUGUUGGUGGUCAAAAAGUAUUACAAUUUGAUGUACGAAAUCCAUCGGAACCAUCAAAAACAUUUGUAACUCCAAACGAUCCAACUUCAGUGAUAGCUUUAGCUAGUGUUUGUUCUGGAACGGGUGAAUUCUUACCUCGAGGUGGAUUAAUUUGUUGUAAAUUAAAUUCUUGUUGGGUGUUUGAACAUUUAGAAACAGAAAGUGUACCGAAGAAAAUUAAUUUAGAAGGACCGUUUGUUUCAUUAAAUUAUAAUACAACUUAUAGGCAAAUUUUAAUUUCAACACGACCAAAUCCUCGAUGGGUUUUUUGUCGUCAUAUUUUAUGUGAUUUAGUAAACGGUGACGAGAAUUGUUUUAAUGUAAAAACUAUUCAUUAUUUUCAAGGUGGUACUACGCAAACUCAACUUUCGCGUAAUUGUCAAAUUGAGUUAGCGAACGAUGUUUUAGUUUUGUGUUAUCAAGAAACUAAGAAACAAAUAAAUGUUUGGAGUGUUGGGUCUGGGAAUUUAAUUCAAACAUUACCAGCACCUGAUCCAAUUAUAGAUAUGUGUUAUGUUAAAAUUCGUAAUCAAUUAAUUGCUUUAACUGAAAAGAGGAUUAGAAUUUUUAAUAUUAAAUAAUUAUUUUUUUGUAGUACGUCUACCUAUUUUAUUUUAUUGUUACUGUAACUUCUAAACAAAUAACUGUUCUUAUUAUAAUCAAGAAAUUUUGAAUAAAAUAAUUAUUUUUUUUAA